AGUUAUGGUAUAAUAUGACUGAUAUAACUAUUCAAAAUUGUUGGCAUAAAACAGAAAUUCUUUCAAACACAAGUAAGAUAAAAAUAGAAUUUGAAUAUCAAGAAUCUGAAAAUAAUCUGGAUAACGAUAAGGUUGCAGAAAUUAUUACAGACUUGUUAUUUAGUAAUAAUCCUGAAGUUUCUGAAAUAGUUUAG
Messenger RNA from Racocetra persica, 194 nucleotides. Lineage: Eukaryota; Fungi; Glomeromycota; Glomeromycetes; Diversisporales; Gigasporaceae. The record is from the annotation of a GenBank genome assembly.